This is a messenger RNA of Ustilaginoidea virens, 786 nucleotides long. RefSeq lists its product as uncharacterized. Lineage: Eukaryota; Fungi; Ascomycota; Sordariomycetes; Hypocreales; Clavicipitaceae. The transcript has a single exon. The record is from RefSeq and is a predicted model, not a curated record. The coding region runs from base 1 to 786 and encodes 261 amino acids.
AUGGACGCCUGCGCCCUCCUGACCUCGCAGGGCUGGCGAGGCAAAGGCCACUCCCUCCACCAGACGGACGACUCCAUCGGCCUCGCCAAGCCUCUCCUCCUCAACCGCAAAGACAACACCAAGGGCCUGGGCACCACCGCCCACUUCACCAGCGACCAGUGGUGGAUGAACGCCUUUGACGAACAGCUCAAGGGGCUGCAGACCAGCAAGGAGGGCGGGGUCACGCAGACCGUCACGACGGGCAAGCUCAACGCCGUCGACAGGGGCUCGCUGGGCAAGUACUCGCUCUACGCGUCGUUUGUGCGCGGCGGCUUCCUCGAGGGCACCGCGCUGCCGGGAGCGAGCCCCGCGACUGCGACCGCUGGCGAAGCGACCGAGGCGAGGAGGAGGUCCAAGGAGGAAAAAGCCCUGCUGAAAGCGGCUCGGAGGAGGUCCAAGGAGGAAAAGACCAUGCUGAAAGCGGCGAGGAUGAGUUCAAAGGAGGAAAAGGAUCAGCUAAAGGCGGCUCGGAGGAGGUCCAAGGAGGAAAAGACCCUGCUGAAAGCGGCGAGGAUGAGUUCAGAGGAGGAAAAGGCCCUGCUGAAAGCGGCUCGGCGGGAGGCAAGGGCCAGCAGGCGGCACGAAAGGCUAGAGGAGCAGCGCAAAGCCAGGACGGACGAGAAGCUGGGGCUGGGGGAGCAAGAGGCCGACCGGGCGCGCAGGAAGCAAGAGAGGAGGGCCAGGCGGGAGGCCAAGCGGGCGCAGAAUAAAGCAGAGGCCUGCCGCUUGAUUGGGGAUCGGGCCUGA